AUGUUUGAGCGUCGUGCAGCAGAUCGAUAUCGCCUGCGAAUGCACCGUGCGCGGACUGUCGCAUUAACAAACGACGAAAUCGUGGAGGUGCGAGCGGCACAGCGGACUUUUGAAGGGGCAUACAUCCGAACAGCGCUCUCGCAGUUCUCUUUCGCCCUCGUGGUCUUGAAGAUCUUUACCAAUGAAUUCUACAGCACCGGAGCCCUAUUCGCGGUAUACGGCACGGGGGUGCUUAUAAUCGGUCUCUUCCGACGCCAGCAGGGCAACCGACAGUUCUUCUCCGAAGUAGGAGAAGACGGAGUCCAUCGGCAUAAAUUCAGAACAAGCGGAAAUGCAGUGGUGAUCCUGACGGCUCUGAGUAUCGCCGCCUACGCCACGCUUAUCGCUUUGACGCUGAGGCUGGACAAGUAG
Messenger RNA from Aspergillus calidoustus, 411 nucleotides. The record is from the annotation of a GenBank genome assembly. Lineage: Eukaryota; Fungi; Ascomycota; Eurotiomycetes; Eurotiales; Aspergillaceae.